AGCAACCACUGCAAGCCAAACACAGGAAAGCUCAUAUUCGGAUCUGGAGUUAUAAAAGAUGGGGAAGAAAGUAAAGAAAGAAUCUGAACCACCUCCUAAAGAUGCGUUUGACCCACUGCCUAUUGAGAGUAAGAAUGCAGCGACGGUGGUCCUUAUGCUCGACUCUCCAGAAGAAGAUGUGCUGGCCAAAGCUUGUGAGGCCAUCCACAGAUUUGCAGAGAAAGGAGAUGAGAACAGGAGCUCUCUGCUGGGUUUAGGAGCCGUGGAGCCGCUCACCCGCCUCAUCUCUCACGAAGACAAGACUGUUCGCAGAAAUGCUUUCAUGGCUGUGGGAGUCAUGGCUUCUAACAAUGAUGUUAGAAGACUUAUGAAGAAACUGAAUAUCAUACCAUCCAUCAUUAGCAAAUUAUCACCAGAAGAGGAUGUUGUUGUCCAUGAAUUUGCCACUCUGUGUUUGGCAUCUCUAUCCGUGGACUUCACAUGCAAAGUCCAGAUAUUUGAUCACAAUGGACUGGAACCUCUUCUCCGUCUUCUGUCCAGCCCAGAUCCUGAUGUGAAGAAGAAUUCUGUGGAAUGCAUUUUUAAUCUCGUUCAGGAUCUGCCUAGUCGAGUGGCGGUGCGUGAGUUAAAUGGACUCCCCCCACUGCUGGAGCUGCUGCACUCAGACUUCCCCAUAAUUCAGCAGCUCGCUUUACAAACUCUGGAGAGCAUCACCACAGACGCUGAGACACGCGCAGCCUUCAGAGUAGAGCAGGGGUUCAACAGACUGCUGGAACUCCUCACAACUAAAGAGUUCAGUGACCUUCAUGUGGAUGCUUUGAGGGUCAUCUCCAACUGCCUGGAGGACACUGAGUCCACAAAGCUUAUACAAGGGACAGGGGGGCUGGAAAAACUGCUGCAGUUCAUUAUCACACCCACCUCACCUGAAGUGCAGACAAACGCAGUUAAAGCCAUCUCCAGAGUGGCACAGAGCAGUGAGAACAGAAAGAUCCUACAUGAGCAAGACGUUGAGAAGGCCCUCAUUGACUUGCUUGCGAUGGAGAAUGAGGGCAUACGUACUGCUGUGUGCCAGGCAGUGGCAGUAAUGAGCAGUAACCUGAGCAGCAAGGAUACUUUCAGACAUCUCGAUGGAAUCAGACCCAUUGUGCAGCUGCUGAACAGUGAGGGAAAUGAGGUAAAAGAGGCUGCAGCUCAGGCCCUGUCCAGCCUGACCAACAGCAACCAGCUGAAUGCAUAUGCGGUUUCUGAAGCAAAAGGAGAAGAGCUUCUGGUUCGACUUCUGCAGGACAGCUGUUCUGGGGCAGUGGCGCAUGUGGCGUCAGUCCUGACCAAUAUGGCAUCCCAGGAGGCCCUGCGCUGCAGCAUCAUCACUCACGGUGCCAUGCGGGCACUGUUGGAGCCGCUGCAGUCCACAGACAACCACACGCUCAUCAGCGCCACCCAGGCUGUGGCUACGCUGGCCUGCAACGCAGAGGGAAGAGGCGAGUUGAGAAAUGCUGGAGGCCUGCUGCCGCUAGUCAAACUGCUGAAAUCAAACAACACUGAAAUUCGUCGGAAUGCAUGCUGGGCAGUCAGUGUGUGCGCGAAUGAUGAACCAACUGCUACAGAGAUGUGCAAAUUAGGAGCUUUGGAGAUCCUCCAGGAGAUUAACUGCUCGUUGAACCGCAAGAAUAAGUUUAGUGAGGCAGCGCUGCAGAGACUGCUGGACAGCAACCUUUCAGUAAAAUACAGCCUGACUGGACACUUGUCUCACACUGAUAUCAUUGCUGAUGGCUUCUACGACCCAGGACAGGCCAGAAUGGGUGACAGGGUUCCUGCCCUAGAAGAUAUAGCCAAGCAGGUUAUCAACCAGCAUCGAGCCGUCAUUGCAGUUAAUGGAAAACCUCAGGAUCAGGUGACUGCUGAGUCAGUGGAGGACAGACAGCAGGACAGUCCAACAGAAACCCGCACUUCAUCUGUUCUGAGCAGCAAAGGGAGCAGCAAAACACCAAGUAAAAUGAAAGGUAAAGGCCGGCAGGAGGAUGAGAAACAGAGAGAUGAGGAUGGGUAUAAACCACUGCAGGAUGCUGGAGUGGAAGAGCCGUGGGCUCUGCCGUACGACACUGCCUUUCAGUGCCUAAUCGCAGAGGCAGCUAAAAUGGUCCUGCCCCAAAAUGAAGAAGCUGAGAUAUACACUGCUUUGGCUAAGUUGGUGUGUGAUGCAAUGGGGGGUCCCGUGGAUAUUAAGAAACAGCAUGACUUUCCUUGGCAGCUUCACUUGAGUGAGCUGAAGUUUGAACUCCGGUCUAACAUCAUCCCCAUCGGAAAGAUCAAAAAAGGCACCUACUACCACAGAGCCCUGCUUUUCAAAGCUUUGGCAGACAGGAUAGGAGUGAGCUGUAGCUUGGUGAGAGGGGAAUACUGUCGGGCCUGGAAUGAGGUUCUUCUCAGCAGCCCCCCAAAAAAUGGAUUCUACAUUCAACCCCAGAGUUAUAUUAUAGACCUCAUGCAUCAACCUGGCAACCUCAUGAAGUGCGGCACACCUGCAGCUAUACAAUACCAAACAAUCUGA
Molecule: messenger RNA, 2551 nt
Organism: Colossoma macropomum (tambaqui)
Lineage: Eukaryota; Metazoa; Chordata; Actinopteri; Characiformes; Serrasalmidae
Gene: armc3
Product: armadillo repeat containing 3
Exons: 18
Coding region: 59-2551 (830 amino acids)
Biological process (GO): vesicle-mediated transport; intracellular protein transport
Cellular component (GO): membrane coat
Molecular function (GO): protein binding
Source: RefSeq, a predicted model, not a curated record